This is a messenger RNA of Centruroides sculpturatus (bark scorpion), 1751 nucleotides long. Its product is annotated as nuclear pore membrane glycoprotein 210-like. The coding region runs from base 85 to 1083 and encodes 332 amino acids. Gene Ontology annotation, cellular component: nuclear pore. NCBI's taxonomy places the organism in Eukaryota, Metazoa, Arthropoda, Arachnida, Scorpiones, Buthidae. The record is from RefSeq and is a predicted model, not a curated record. The transcript is spliced from 8 exons.
CGCGUGCUUGUGAUCUGUAAAGAAAAACUGGAUUGACAAGUAAUAGAAUUUCGAAUUUGCAUAGUUUUUGUGCCACGUAAGACCAUGUGGAUAUUUGCUAUUACGAUAAUCUGUAAUUUAAUCCAGUAUAUAGAUAAUAAUCGCCUUACAUCACCGACUGUAUUAUUACCAUGCAAUAUUGAUGUACCUACUAAUUACACACUUAGCAUCUCUGAAGGAUGCUACAAAUGGACUUCAGUAUCGAAUGAUGCAGUUGAUAUCAUUUUUGAAGAUAGUUGUCGUUCUAGUGUUGUAGUUUCUGCUAAAUCUAAGAUCUGCCAACGACAACUUAUUUCCGUUUUUGCAGAAAAUGUUGAUACACAAAAUAUCUUUUAUUGUGAUGUGAUAAUAGACAAUGUUGACCACAUUGAAAUAAAAUCUGUUACUUCUGAAUUAAUAGCUGAAGGUUUGCCUACAGUCUUUGAAGUUAUUGGGAAAAGUGUAAAUGGUGAUACAUUUUCUAGUUUAUCUGGAAUUGAAUUUGAAUGGACAUUCUCAGGACCAAAUAACUCCAGUUUACAAUUUUUAAAUUUUGUUGAUUCUUCAUAUAACUAUGGAUUAUCAUCAUUUUACUGGGAGAAAUUAAAUUCUAGAGGAUCAUUAGUUUUAACUCGGGGAAGAGAAAUAGGAAUAGGAAAGAUUUUUGUUCGACCAAAAAAUCCAAUUUAUGCUGAUAUAAAAACUGAAGAAAGAGAAAUUGUAAUAAAAAGUAAUAUUAGAUUCAAAAAGGAAAUUUUAUAUCUUCUCCCUGGAAGUAAAUGUAAACUUGUGGCUGAAAUUGUAAGAGAAGGAAAACAUUUUGAUGUAACAGCUUUGCCAGAUGAUUAUGUUUUAAAAGUGAGAAAUUCAAGUGUAAUAGAAGUUACAAAUAAAUUUGAUGUCACAGCAAAACUUAAUGGAAAAUCUGUAGUUCGUUUUGCAAGAAAAAAUGUCAAAGAGAGUAAAAGAUUAUAUUCGGCUCUUUCAAUUUAUGUUGUUGAACCAAGCUAUAUGAGUAAGUAUAUUUAUUAUUAUUUAAAAUUUACUAUUAAAGCUUUUUAUUAAAUUUAAUUCUUCUAUUCAUAUAGCUUUAUAUAAGAGAUGUAAUAAAUCAUGACAAAUUAUAUACAGCAUGGUUUCAUAUAUCAGAUUCAAAAAUAAUGGAUCCAAACAGAUACUGUCAAUAAUAAUUGUGGAUGGAAUAAUAAUCUUUUAAUUAGUGUAAUUCAUUAACUUAGUUUUCGGUUAAGUAAAAUUAAAUUAAAUCCUAAUAUUAUACAAUAAAACAUAUCUAAAGCAGACACUGUACAAAACAGAAACCUGCCUAAAUAGAAAACAAAUCUCAGAACAGAAUUAUUUGUUUGGUGAAAUACUAUAAUAAGUCAGAAAAAUAUCUAACAUGAAAACAAGCUUUUUGGAAGCCAAUUGAAUAACAUAAUCUGAGUAAAGUGGAAUUUUAUGGCAUAACUCCAGCAAAAUUCUAAAUCAUAAUUAAUGAUGUACUUUUCAGGCUUGGAUCAUGAUUAUAAUUCUCAUCAUCAAGAAUUCAGUCUAUCAUUUUCUUUGUUAAGAUACUAUUAUUAUUUCUGGGAAAUAGCUAUGACAAUACAAUAGUGCUGUUUCUUUCCAAUUCUCUAUAAGAGUUAAUAAAAACACAAUCCUCUAUAAAACAUAAAAUCUGCCAAAAUGGAGAAUUCUGGAGAGGAAAAACAGGUCAUUUGUCCUGAAAAAAU